UGUGUAUUUGGACAGUGAUCUCUUGUCCUCACCACUAUCUGACACACACAAACUGCUCUCUCACUAUAUGGCGUAAACUCGAUGCCUGAUAGUGCAAGCAAAGCAAACCAAGCAACUUACUUUUUUUCACUCUAAUCUCUCUCUCUCUCUCUCUCUCUCUCCUCCCUCUUUGUCUCUUAAAUUCUGCUUUAUUUUGUCCCAACACACCACUUCACUUCACCUCUAUAACCUAAGCUCUUGUUUAGUCCUUUACUCACCACCAAUAACUCUCUUCUAAUGUCUCCCUUUCUUCCUUACAUCUUCUUCUUCAAUUCAUCAAUCUCUGCCUCACUAGAUUAAUCUCUCUUCAUUAUCUUUAUCUCUCUUUCUCUCUCUCCUUUUGAAGUGAGAGAGAGAAUAUAAUACUCAGGGUAGGAAAGUGUCUUGUAUGGUUAAAAGUUGUCUUGUUCUCAGUACCAUAUGUUUCUGCAGUGAACUAUACCCUACUAAUUAAUUACUACUUGUCACUCUUGUCUUGCUUUCUCUUUCUCUUGUUAAUUACUAACUUCACUUCCCCUCAAUAAUAUUAUUAACUCAAAACCAUCUUCCUUUUCAUACAAACACCAAUAUCAUCAUUUUUGGCAGUUUCUGUUUUGUUUUUGGUCUCCAAAGAACAAACAAACAACCUCCAAAUUAUACAAACUAAUGGAACUUUCUAGCACCCAAGAUGGUGAAAUCCAAAUCCCAUCUAAUAAUUACGUUGCUACUGCCCAUGGCGUUAGUGCUAACGGACAUGGUCAUCAUCAUCAUCAUCACAUGAUUCAUCACCAUGCUCCUCCUCCUCCGCCACCUCUUCUACACCACCACAAUAACAUCAUAACAUCUUCCUCAGCCGCAGCGGUUCCCGUGGCAGCAGUAGUACCUCAGAGUCAGAACCCUUCCAUUAACGGCACAACCACCACAACCACAAACUCUACUAGUGUAGAACUAGAUCUUGAUCAAUCCUCGUACAAGAAACCAUUAUCGCAAGUGGCGGUCAAGUACAGAGAAUGCUUGAAGAACCAUGCAGCUGCAAUGGGAGGAAACGCUACAGAUGGUUGCGGUGAGUUCAUGCCAAGUGGUGAACAAGGUUCCAUAGAAGCACUCAUCUGUUCAGCUUGCCAUUGUCACAGAAACUUCCACAGAAAAGAAAUUGAAGGUGAGACUGAUGAAGAAAACUACCCACACCACCAUAACUCACCUUUCAACUUCAACUUCAACGUCAACAGACAACAACAACAACAUCACAGCAUGAGAAAAUUUAUGUUACCGCUUUCGGAUCAACCUCUCGGCCUCGGCUACCACCACCAUCACACUACUCCUAACUCUACAUCAGCAGCCGUAACAGUAACAGGUAACAACAACAACAACAACAAUAUUCUUCCUUCUAGAGCUGUAGCACCACCACCACAUGGACACAUCAUUAUGCCUUUCAACUACAACAUACCUUCUGAAUCUGAUGAACAAGAAGAACAUGGCAGAACACAAAGUCACCAUCAGCAGGUAGUGAUGAAGAAGAGGUUCAGGACAAAGUUUACACAGGAGCAGAAGGAGAAAAUGCUGAACUUUGCUGAGAAAGUUGGAUGGAAAUUUCAGAAACAAGAAGAAUCUCUGGUGCAACAGUUCUGUGCGGAAAUUGGCGUGAAGAGAAGAGUGCUAAAGGUUUGGAUGCAUAACAAUAAACACAAUCUUGCCAAAAAACAACAUAUUGAUAUUAGCACUGAUAAUCUUCCAACUCCUUAAUUUAAUAUUAUUAUUAUUAUUAGUUAAUUAAAUAUUUCUAUUAUAUUUGGUAAUAAUAUAUGUGUCUGUAUUUGUUGUGGUAAUCUAGUUUAGAAAUAUUGCAUUUGCAUUAAUUAAUUAAUUAAUUAAUUAAUUAAUUAAUUAAGUACUUGAGUAUUUAUUUUUAGUUUGUGAGGUGAGGGCUCAUCAUCAUGCAUGUCUUGAGGUGGAUUUGUUUGUAUUACUAAUAGAACACAAUUACAUAAUACCCUUUUCUUUUUCUAA
This is a messenger RNA of Lathyrus oleraceus (garden pea), 2025 nucleotides long. Its product is annotated as zinc-finger homeodomain protein 3. Lineage: Eukaryota; Viridiplantae; Streptophyta; Magnoliopsida; Fabales; Fabaceae. Gene Ontology annotation, biological process: regulation of DNA-templated transcription; regulation of developmental process. The transcript has a single exon. The record is from RefSeq and is a predicted model, not a curated record. Bases 685 to 1761 code for a protein of 358 amino acids. Gene Ontology annotation, cellular component: nucleus. Gene Ontology annotation, molecular function: transcription cis-regulatory region binding; DNA-binding transcription factor activity.